ACUUUGUCUUGCCCUUUUCACAGAAUCUUCCAAAUCGUGGCUCUUCCUUUGGUUUCUCAGUAUUUAAUUUAAUGAAUGCGAUCAUGGGAAGUGGCAUACUUGGCUUAUCCUAUGCUAUGGCCAACACGGGGAUCAUGGGGUUUAGUAUCUUGUUGCUGAUUGUUGCCACCCUUGCUUCUUACUCGGUAUUUCUUCUGCUCAGUAUGUGCACUCAGACUGGUGGUGGGAGAAAGCUUCCGUUUCUUUCCUUAUUGGCUCUGUUGUCUACAGCUAGCUUUGGUCUCUCAGAUGAUUGCUUCCUGAUUCUUCUUAGAUCUGCUGCUCCUGUCUUCACCUGUUGAGUGAUCUUCUUCCUGCAUUCUUAAAAAAUAUUUUUCAGAGCUGUCAC
Molecule: messenger RNA, 388 nt
Organism: Pygoscelis adeliae (Adelie penguin)
Lineage: Eukaryota; Metazoa; Chordata; Aves; Sphenisciformes; Spheniscidae
Product: probable sodium-coupled neutral amino acid transporter 6
Exons: 4
Coding region: 72-341 (89 amino acids)
Source: RefSeq, a predicted model, not a curated record